Molecule: messenger RNA, 5103 nt
Organism: Pimephales promelas (fathead minnow)
Lineage: Eukaryota; Metazoa; Chordata; Actinopteri; Cypriniformes; Leuciscidae
Source: RefSeq, a predicted model, not a curated record
CGAACGCAAUUGGCUGAUCUCCCUCGCGCUGCUGCGGAAGUAGCGAAUGCGGAAGUAACAGCACAGAGAUGCAGGAUAUGUUUACACGCAGUUGGUUUGUGAAUAAAUGAUCUUUUCCUAGCCAUUCCCGGUUUAAGCUGCUGUCUUUCGUGAUCCCGCACAAGAAUGGAGCAGGACGCGAGCGCCGAGUCCGUGACCGUGACGUCACCGCAGGACGUGAGCACCGAGUCCGUGACGUCACCACAGGACGCGAGCGCCGAGUCAGUGACGUCACCGCUAGACGCGAACGGUGAGUCCGUGACAUCACCACAGGACGCGAACGGUGAGUCCGUGACGUCACCUGCUGGACAGUCAGGCAAAUCCAAGCUGGACACGCUGUCUAAACAAGAUCUGAUAAAGUUUGCAAAGAAACAGAUGGUGGCGAUGCAGAGGAUGAAAGCAAAAUGUGCAGCUUUAGAGAAGGAGGCGUUGAGGCCUGCGGUCGGCACAGCAGACUCCUCCAUCAUCCAGGAGCUGAGCGAGCGAAUGAGUGCUGUGCUGCAGGAGAAGGCCGAGGUUCAGCAGAGCCUGGUGCUACUGCGCAGAGAAAACGAGGAGUUCAAGAAACAGGCACAGGAAACAGAGGGAAGAUUAGCCGCUUUCCAGGAGGAACUAGACUUGAAGAAUAGCGAGUGUGCAGAAAUGCAGAGAAGCACAGCUGAGCUCACUGCUGGCUUUAGGGCAGCCUGCACUGAGUAUGAGUCCAAGAUAUCUCAAACUCAAGAAGAGCUGCUAGAAGCCAAGAAGCAGUGGACGACUGCGACCGAAGCGCUCAGAGAAUCCCACCAGAUGAGCCUUACUGAGUCCCAACAGGAGGUGGAGAAUCUGCAGAGGGAGAUGGAGAGGCUGGGCAAGCAGUACGAGGACGAGCUGCGCUACCUGGAGGAGCAGAUGGAGCUGAACGCCGCAGACUUCGAGAGGGAGCGCGAGCGGCUACUUCUGCUGCAGGACGAGCUCUCGGAGCAGCUGGCGCUGAAGGAGGGAUUCCUGCAGGAUGUUCAGGAGGAAGAGGAGGAGAGCAAUCGAGCAGCGCCUCCGCAGCCGCUGGCGGACUCCUCCGCCUCAGACGACUCCAGCGACGAGGGUGGCGGGCUGAAGCUAGCCCUGGAGGAUUUGCAGGCUCAAAACAUGAUGUUUCAAGAAGAGCUCGAGUUUCUUAGAAAUGUGAAGGUGGAGCUGGAGUCUGAGCUGAAGCAAGUCAGAGAGGAGUUCACUGUGGAGAAGGAAGAGCUCGAGUUCACCAUCAACGAGCUUCAAAUGAGCAAAGACAGUGGUGAAGCAUCAGUGGGCAAAAGCGGAGAGGCUCGCAGCAUCUCUACUGUAGACGUCCGAACCUUAGAAGAGUCCCACAACCAAGACUCAAGGGAACUGGAAACUUGCUUUAGCUCCAGUGCUGAAAGAGCUCAGCCAGAACAUGUUGCAGACGCUCCACAAGACACACGCUCGCCUCCUCCUGAAGAUGAGAGCAUGAUCGUGCGUAAAAACCUCAGAGACAGAACAGAGUACUUUCUGAAGCAAUACAGAGCCAUGAAGGAGCAAACCGUGUCCUCGGUUCAGGGUCUGCAGGAGGAGCUUGAGAGCUUCUUCCAGGAGAGGGACAGUUUGUUAGAGCACAUUAAUGCAGAGGACACACUGGACCACGCAGGCAAAAUGUCCUUCGAGGACCUGAGGAACAAAACAAAAGAAAUCCUGGGGAAUCUACAACACAAGGAGACUCUUGUCUUAGAGUUCAUGGCAUCCAAAUCAGAAGGUGAACACAAUGAGACUCUUGUGUCAGAGUUCGAGGAGAAACUGAAGUUCAUGGCAUCCGAAUCAGAACAUGAGCACAAGGCUCAGCUCGCACAGAUCCGUACGCUGGAGAGUCGGCUGCUGUCGGUAAGCGUGGAGAAGGACCAGCGUAUAAAUCUCCUUGAGGAGGAGCUGUCUGCUCUUCAAGCCGGACAGGAGGAGUGUCAAGACACAAUCAAACUCCUCCAGGCUCAGAUCGUGUGCCUGUCGGACGAGGGAAACGCCCUUCGGCGAGACAGGGACGCUAGUCAGGAGCAUCUUUCUGACGUUCGGAGCCGCAUCGCUGAAAUCCUCAAGCAGAGUUUCUCUGAGACGGAGCUGGAUGGCACGGCGGAUGUCUCUGCUCUUGCUCUUAUAAACCAUCUCUGGAGUAAGUCUCAGGAGGAGAAGGCGCUCCUGACCCAGCAGUGUGACGAAGGCACAGAGCGGUUGGCGGCUGAGCUGGAGAGCGCGAGGCAGUCGGUGGAAGAGCGUCAGGAGCGCGUGGACGAGCUGCUCCGCGAGAAGCACCUGCUGAAGGCCAGUCUGGAGGAGGUGCUGUUGGAUACAGAGGGACUGCAGAAGGACCUGAGGGAAAUGCAAGGCAUGAAUGAAAAGCUGAGGGCAGAAAACCUCAGCCUGCUUGCUCAAGUUGCUGACCUGAGUCAGAGUUCAGAGGAAAAAGAGCCGGCGGAUGAAACGGAUGCACAAGUUCACAAGGCCAACGAGCUCCAACAGGUUCUGGCUGACAAAGACACUCUAAUAUCUCAGCUCAAAAAAGAAGUUGGUCUCCUGCAGACGUGCAAAGAGUCAUCGGUGACUGAUGAAAAUGAGAAACUGAAAGAGUUAUCUGAUGAAAUAGAAGCGCUGAAGAAAGCAAGUAAGGAUAAGGACGAACGCAUGAACAAGAUCAAAGCGGUUGCUGUGAAGGCCAAGAAGGAGCUGGAGCUCAGCAAGAGCGAGGCUGCCGCUCUGAGGGAGGACGUGGAGCAGCUGAAGGCUGAGCGGGACCGGCUGACACACUCUGUGAAGGACAUCAUCCACGGGGCAGAGCAUUACAAGAAUUUGCUGGUGGAUUAUGACAAGCAGACUGAGCGGCUGGAACAGGCGGAUAAACUCGGUGAAGAUUUGAGCAGGCGUCUCCAGAAUGCAGUUCAGCAGCAUGAGCUGCUGUCGUCAGAGCGAGCGGAUCUGGCGGCCCGUGCCGAGGCGCUGCAGAAGACCGUCACACAGCUGGAGGCGCAGACGCUGGACAUGCAGAAGCUGGAGCGAGAGCUGGAGGCGGAGAGGCUCCUCCGAGAGCAGAAGACUAAGGAGCACCAUGCUGCCGUGAAGGAGGUGGAGGAGCUUCAAGCUCAGCUCAGCAAACACACACAUCAGCUGCAGCAGACGGCUCAGGAGCUCGAGCAGCUGAGAAAGGGCGCUCAGCAGAGCUCACUGAUGGACAUGGAAAUGGCGGACUAUGAGAAACUGGUGAAAGAACUCAAUCACAAACUCUCCGAGAGAGACAAACAGGCGGAGGAGCACCAACUGCACAUGCAAACACAGAGAGAGCGAGAGCAGCGGCUGAACCAGGACAUUGAGUCUCUGAAGUCCUCGCUGGAUCAGACGGAGGAGAAAGCCUCCAGGAUGAAACAACUGCUGGUCAAAACCAAAAAAGAUCUGGGAGACGCAAAACAAAGAGAAGCGGCUCAGAUGAUCAGUCUGGCGUCUCUGAGAGGAGAACUGGAGGCCCAGCAGCAGCAGCUGGAGGAGUAUAAGAUCCAGUGCAGUGAUCUGACAGCGGAGCGGCACCGUCUGCAGGAGCAGCUGAAGCUGAUGAACGAGCAGCACACACACACGUCACACUCACAUCGACUCAGUGUGAAGAAACUGCAGGACGAAUGCGCAGCCUCCAAGGCUGAUCUGGCGGCGACUGUUUCUGAGUUCGAGAGCUAUAAGGUGCGAGUCCAUAAUGUACUGAAGCAGCAGAAGCACAAGAGCUCCGGCCAGAGCGAGGGAGACGCAUUCAGACAGGAGAGAGAGCAGAUGGAGGCUGGGCUGGAGCAACUGCGCAGACGCUUGCAGGAGACGCAGACCAGCCUUCAGUGCAGCACAGCAGAACUGCAGCAGCUGCAGACAGACCACGACACACUGUUGGAGCGGCACAACAAGAUCCUGCAGGAGAGCGUCUGCAAAGAGGCAGAGCUUCGGGAAAGGCUGCUGUCGCUGCAGUCGGAGAGCAUGUCCCUGCGGUCGGAGCACGGCCAGUGCGCGGCUCAGCUGAGCGCUCAGACGGAGGCUCUGCGCAUUAGCUUCCGCGAGCAGACGCGGCUCAUACAGGACGAGCACUGCCGCACAGUGGAGACACUACAGCAGCAGGUCAACCGGCUGGAGACUCAGCUCUACUCUCUACAGAGGGAGCCUGUCAGUGCAGUGCAUCAUCCUCAGGGCAGGAAGGCUCAGACGGACCGGAAGCCAGCGGACGCUCCAGCGCUGGACCUGCGGGGCGAUCGAGAGGAGGGCGAGGGCAUGGAGACCGCAGAGACUGAGUCCCUGUCCUCCACCGUGACCCCGCUGACCUCUCUGGAGCAGCUGCUGACCUCUGACCUCAAACACGAGCCUGCUGAAUGGCAGAUGGAGCCCAGUAAAGAGGAGCUGACGAUGAAGCUGAGCAGCGCCGCCCGCAGUGUGGAGCACCUGAACGGCCUUCUGCACGAGACCGAGGCUACCAACGCUGUCCUGACCGAGCAGAUCACUCUGCUGAAGAGUGAGGUGCGGCGGCUGGAGCGUAAUCAUGAGCGGGAGAAGUCUGUGGCGAACCUGGAGUACCUGAAGAACGUGCUCCUGCAGUUCCUGUUCCUGCGCUCCGGCAGCGAGAGGCAGGCGCUGCUGCCCGUCAUACACACCAUGCUGCAGCUGAGCCCGGACGAGAAGAGCAAACUGGCGGCCAUCGCUCACGGCGAGGAGCAGUCGGCGGUCUCGCAAGGCUCAGGCUGGACGUCGUAUCUGCACAGCUGGUCUGGGAUCAGAUGAGGCUUCACGGACACACACAUCAGCUGAAGGACACCCUCGCUGUGUUCAUGCCUUAUUCUCCACUGCACUGUAACGGGGUUCUGAUUUGGGGGAUUUCCUGAAGAUUAUCGGUUGGAAAUUGUUGGUCAUAUUUAUCAUAUUUUAACAUAAAUGAUACAUUAUCAUUUUUUCCUCCAAUUGUAAAUCUCGUAUCUAUAAGAGAUUGUGAAGUGGUGUGAGGUUCAUGUGUAAAUCAGUGUCUAUCAGAGAAUAUAGUCCCAGAAUUAAACUACUUAAUCCAGA